GCUGGGCAGUGAGGAGGCUAUAAGCAAUCCAUCGUGUCAGUAGACGGUACCUUUUAAACACUCGUACUUUACACCACAUUUUUCCAUUUCAAUGUUGAUGGAGUGCGUUUCGGUACGCAAGGCGUGGACAGUAGCUUUUGGACUGAAGAAAAAAGCCUAUAUUCAGCAUGCUGGUAGAGAGAAGACGUCACUUUUCCAACACAGACUAAGUUAUGAUUGACAAAGGAUAUUGUCAACAUUAACGUUAGUGUUGUUGAAACCAAAAUUCUACGCAAGUGGGAAUCUUGCCGAGCGACUUUGGAAACUACUGCAGCGCAUUGGCGAAACUGGAUCGUGGCUGAUAAAGAAUUAGCUGACCGUCCCUUGAAACACCAUAGCGAUGUCGGAUUGGUAACCUAUAUUUGAUAGUCGCAAAUUUGUCGCACUGUCUGGCCUCAUAACCUUGAUUACUUAACUUGUAAGCGAAACCAUGGUCGCUGUAGGGAGCGAAAGGCCACAGGAAUAAUUGAUGCCAGUGAAAGGGAGACCUUGAUUCAACUUCUACUCUUACAAUUGACUAUCAGAAAGUUCGCAAUGGACCUGCUGGAAUGCCCUAUUUGCCUGUUUCUAAUGUGCGAGCCUGUGACUAUGAGUUGCGGUCACUCGUUCUGCCGGCGAUGUAUGGGGAGUUACCUGCCGUCAAGAUGCCCCGCAUGCAAGGAGAGAUUUAAACAAAGAGACACAAAAAACAUCAAGAACAACGUGCUGCUAAUAGGCUUAAUCGAGAAGUGCUGCCCGGAAGAGACAAAAAUGAAGUGCCACAUUCAGGAGAAGCUCAAAACGAGCGAAUUCACAGUAGCGUUGCAGAUUGCGGAUGAGGGAAUAGAACUAGCCCCUGAUGACGUGAGUCUGAAAGUAUGGCGGGCUGAAGCCAACAUGGGUCUGCGGCGCUUCUCCGACGCUCUGCAAGACCUUGACGAACUCUGCACUUUCCGUCCAAACUGGACCGAGGGCUUCUUUCGUAAAGGGAACGUGUUGUUGGAGAUGGGUCGGCAGACGGACGCCUUGAUCCAGUUCCACCACUGCCUGAAACAGCAGGCUGAUUUUGCCCCGGCCAAGACCCACAUUAAGAAGAUCUUGGAGGCCGAGGGCAUGUCUGUGCCUGAGGAGGUGCCGCGGAUUCUGCAGGUGGUGUCUGACUUCCUGCGGGAGGAUUGUCCCAUGAGCGGCUCCCUGGGCCCCCCCCACGGGGACAACCUGAGGUGCCCCCCAGAGGACGGGGCAAAAGAAAGGGGCGACUCUGGCAAGACCGCGGCCAAAGCCAAGCUGGGCUCCAGCACCGAGUGCUGCCUGAGUCUGUGCCAGGCCGUGUCCUUCCUCCCCACCGCGGAGGAGGACGAGGAGCCCAUGAUGAGGAAGAGCGAGAGGCACAGCAGAGCCUCCUGCGGCUUGGACAGGGAAGCGAGCCUCAGCGUCUUGACCGUCUCUGACUUUGAGUGUCCUCUCUGCAUCAGACUGUUCUAUGAGCCGGUGACCACGCCUUGUGGGCACACGUUCUGCAAGAACUGCAUUGAAAGAAGCCUAGACCACAACCUGCGAUGCCCCCUCUGCAAACAGCCACUACAAGAGUACCUCAAGAACAGGAAGUACAACCCCACGGUGAUACUACAGGACGUCAUGACCCGCCUGUUCCCCUCCCAGCUGGCUGAGCGUAAGCAGGUGCACGAGACUGAGAUGGCCGAACUCUCCAACUUGACCACCGACAUCCCCAUCUUCGUGUGCACGGUGUCGUACCCGGGCAUUCCGUGCCCGCUGCACGUCUUCGAGCCGCGCUACCGCCUGAUGAUGCGCCGCUGCAUGGAGACGGGCACCAAGAAGUUCGGCAUGUGCUGCUACGAGCCUGGCAAAGGUUUUUCAGACUACGGCUGCAUGCUGGAGAUCUUAGAGAUGGACCUGCUCCCGGACGGGCGAUCCUUCGUGGACACGAUCGGAGGCAACCGCUUCCACGUCUUGAGGCGCAGCCAGAGAGACGGAUACCACACCGCUGAUGUGGAGUACCUGGAGGACCGCAAGGCGGAGGGUGCGGAGCUGGACCUGCUGGAGCGGCUGCAUGAGAGUGUGUAUCAGCAGGCGAGUGAGUGGUACCAGCGGCUGGGCGUCCACAUCCGCGAUCAGAUCAGCAGACGCUUUGGGGCCAUGCCCGACAAAGAGGACAACAUCCAGGCGUCCAGUAAUGGGCCUGCAUGGUGCUGGUGGCUGCUGUCGGUGCUGCAGCUGGACCCCACCUACCAGACCACCGUGCUGUCCCUCACCUCCCUCAAGGACCGGCUCGGACACCUCCGCCUCAUGCUGGAGUACUUCUCCCAGAGCUAGACACACACACACACACACACACGCACACACACACACUCACACUCACACUCAGGCACGCACGCACGCACACACACACUCACAACACACACACACACACACACACACACACACACACACACACACACACACACACACACACACACACACACACACACACUAACUUACUGUGCACAGAGUUCUGCUGGACUAUAGCAAAUGUGCUGUAAUUCUGAAUAAUCUGGCAGCCCUUACAGCCAGGGGCAAUACCUUUUUGUUUUUAAAACGUUGGGGAAUCUUUGGGAACCAAAUUUGGAAUUAUUACUAUUUUAACACUAUUUAUAUAUAGUAUUUUUUUUUUCUCUUUUUUUGUGCUACCCACGGUUUUGAGAUUUUAAAAAUCAGUUUCUGUUGAAGAAAAGGGGUUGGCAAUGUUGGUAUGCAUGACUCCAGUCAACCGCUCAUCUCUGCAGUAUCAUUUGUGUGCACAACAUGUCCCAAACCUAAGUGACCCACUCUAGUCAAUCGCUUUGGGCUCCGUGGCAUUGCUAGCAUGGCGGGAUUGUUUACACAGAGCUUGCUUCGUCAUACUUGAUUAACCUUUGAAAAGAGAUUAACACACUUUUUUUUUCCAGACGAACCCUAUCACUUGCAGUCUUACCUGUGUUAUCUGUUGCAUCGGGAGCCAUGUCGGACGACAUUAACCUCUCUGCCAACUGAGGUGCAGAUUGUGGCUUUGCAGCGUACUAAUGCAGCAGGAGAAACAGCUUGUCUGGGAGGGGGGGACGGGAAUAGAAUAAGCAUGUUUAUAGGUAGCCGUCAGUAAGUCAUGACGCUGGUUGGAAUUAGCCUAAUAGAGUUUUGAGCAGGAUAUGCUGCUGCAUUCCAUACAACUCUGAGUUGAGGUGUUUUCUGUGAAGUGAGAACUGAAGUCUGACAUCAGAUAUGCCAGUUGUGUGGAAUGCAGCGAUGGUCUUCUUCUUCUUCUUCUUCUUCUUCUUCUUCUUCUUCUUCUUCUGAAUCGCAUUUGUGGUGGUGAACAUAUGAAGGAAGGCUGCCGCUGUGGUGCUCUAUCCCCUGGUGGAGUCUAAGUCACUCGUGUUCGGAAACUAGCGUCACUACCAACUCACUAGGGGAGCUGGGGCUGGCAGUAGGGAGAGUUGAGUGCUACUCGUGUUAGUGCCUUUGUCUGUAUUAUUGGCUUGAGCUCAAGUGGCGGUCGGCUCGCACAGCCCUUUGAUUUGAGAUACACGGACGCAGUUACAGAGGCGUGUCUCAAAUGUCUUCAGAGAUCUAUGAUGCCGGAUGCUGAGGGACAUUUUAGAUCUUUCCUAUCCGUGUGAAGGGCUGGCUGAUUUUUUAUUUUUUUUUGGUUUAAUUUGGUUUAACAAACUUUGUUUUUUCUCUCAAUUUUUGUGCCACAUUCCAGGGAAUGUCUGAGCAACAUUGAUGAUUUGUGAUUGACUCAAAUGAACACGGGCUUGAAACUGGGUGAAAACAAGCUGAUCCUGCUAAACUUUUGUUUACUGUAAUUAUUAUCAUUGUGCUUUUAAGACAUAUGUUUGUGUGUAGUAGUGCUUUCAGUCAGGAUGUAAGUCAUGAAUAGGUUAACAAGCCAUUGCCUGAACAGUUUCUUUUACCGUUUUGUUUUUUCUUUUGAAAAAAAAAUGAAAGAAAAAAAAGCAGACUUUUUGUAGUGUUCUAGUCCAUAACAGGCUGGCACAUAGCUUUUUAGCCAAAUGUGGGUGUUGUGUUUUUGUCUAUGUACAUACAUAAAUGUUGGAGCUUCUUGAAAUACAUUCAGUUGUAAUGAUAACGAGAGGAGGGGCUGAUUUUGGCUUUUUGGAGGAUUUUUAUAAAACCCUGUUACGCACAAUGAAAUUCCUCCAAAGGAAAGGAAAGGGUUUCAUGUGGCCUGGACAGUGUUUGGGGUCAGCACUGACAGGCCUGCCACACUAUCCCAAAGAACCUUCACAUGGGCUCCAGAUCAGAAACACACACACACACACACACACACACACACACACACACACACACACACACACAUCCAUACUGUACAUAUACACACACAAAUACAUACAUACUUAAUUCUCCCUUUACUUUUACUUUUAGAAUGUCUGAGCAAAUAUGCACACAUCCCCUCCUGUAAAUCUGUAAAUAUGGAGAUAUUUCUGAUUGAAUAGAAAUAUGGGAUGUAUGCAUGGGGUUAACUGAUGUUUUUUUUUUUUUUUUUAAAGAAAGAAACAUAUAUUCAAUACAUUCGCUCAUACACAGUAUAGAUACAUGAUGUAUCCAUGCAUUGAAAUGCAUACGUGGUGCAUCUCCUCUCCAGGUGCGUCGCGAGAGAGAGCCCAAGUCCCCACAAGCAGCUACCUCAGGGCUGUCGUGCCAAAAGGGAUCGAUUUUAAGGGAGGGGGAGACAAAACACACAAAUGAUAACUCUUUAGAUCCAAGUGCAUGUGAAUCCCACAGAGGCAGAGAAAUGACACCAUAUAGGCCAAUAGCUGACCAUCAUAGGGCUGCCUUCUCUAGAAGCUUCUUUGUCUUUGCUGUGAAUAGGCUACGGCUGCGACAGAUCGCAGGUUUUUAAUUUUGAGCUAUUUCACGUGUGGACCGCCGUUAUUUUGCUUUCUCUUUUUUUUUGGACCUAUCUAGCAUGGCCCAUUCAUUCUGCUUUCUUUUUUUGUUUGUUUGUUUGUUUGGUUGGUUGGUUGGUUGUAUGUUUGAAGAGAGCUGAAAGAAUGUCCAGACGUUUGUGGUCAACACUGUUAGAUUCCUGGCGAGGUGACGGAGACAGAACCUAUCCUGUGAAAACAUUUCAGUGAGUCCUUGUCCUUCAUGGUGACACAGCUCACUACAGGACACAUCAUAGAUAUAUAUAUAUACGACAUGUGGUGUCGUGGGAGUCACAGACAGAUCCACAUUGUUAAGGAAAAUAGUCCAAGGUAGCCAGAGAAUUGUCAGUGUGAAAUAACCCGAGGCAAACAUCCCACGUUUCUGAAAGUAAAAUUCCUGCUAAGUAGUUGAUCCAACCAUUUAGUGAAAAAGCUCAUCAUAAUUAGCAGCCAGUUAGAUCAGAUAAUUAGUGAUAUUACCUGUGUUUAGUGCACAGGUAGAAAGAACACAUUGCAGGACUUACUUUCUGGAACCAAGAUGUCCGCCUUUGAAAAUAACCUCAUCCCUGGUGUGUACAGAGUAUUUACUAAGCAUUAGAUCAUUGUGUGUGCUUGAAUUGAUUGCGGAGACAAGCUGUCCUCCCAUGCUGAGAAAUAUUGCCAGACCAACAAAAUAACCUUUGCUGUAGCUCUUUCAGUCGACAGAUAUCUUUUAUUUAUGAUCUGAUUGGGGUUAAUUAUGGAUCCAGCAGAUUUCGCUCCCCGUGGCCUGCGUGAAGUGUGAAUUACGUGGAAAUCAGCAGACUUCUCAAAUGGACACACUGUUUUAUGAUUAUGGAAUUUCCCCAAUGCUAAAGUAUACUUGUAUCAAUUGCAUUGUAUUACUUGGGGGAAGUCUCAAAGGCCAACUCGGGACUAAUUUUCCUGAAUGAUGUUAUCAAUUUAACAAAUAAAACUCUUGAAAAUA
Molecule: messenger RNA, 5910 nt
Organism: Sardina pilchardus (European sardine)
Lineage: Eukaryota; Metazoa; Chordata; Actinopteri; Clupeiformes; Clupeidae
Gene: lonrf4
Product: LON peptidase N-terminal domain and ring finger 4
Exons: 12
Coding region: 574-2352 (592 amino acids)
Molecular function (GO): protein binding; ubiquitin protein ligase activity
Source: RefSeq, a predicted model, not a curated record